GGCACCACCAGUGUUUUACAAAUCUAGCGUUUUACAAGGUAAACUCGUGUAUUUGUGAUUAUCCGAACACUUAAACUCACUUAAACACCAUACACAGCGUCUAAGUUGAGUUUCACAUGUCUAUAUAGUAGAGAGUUUUAAUGAUAAACUCUGUGAUAGUGUCGUUAAGUCCGCUAAAGCUAGUUAUUCAUACUUUAAAUGACUUAUUCCUACUUUAACCUCAUGUAGUUAUAUUUGUGCAGGCCAACACGUUCUUUAAAUAAAAUGUCUUAUUUGUGUGAGUAAAGAACACACACAUAGCACUGCAUAAACAGAUUUAAGAUUGGUGGUAAACUGUCAGCAGUACUACUUCCUGAGUUUAGGGAAGGGGCUUGGUCCCGUGCCUGCGCCCCGCGAACGCGCAUCAAAUUAGCAUCGAUGAAGUUUGUGCGAACAUGGCGGAUUUCCUGCCGACCAGGUCCGUGUUAAAAGUUUGUCUACCCGUCUGCCUGCUGAACGGGGGCGAGGUUGAUCAGCUUCGAAAGUCCAAGGAGAUCGAUAGAUGUCUCUCCCGGGAGAAAACGUACGUGAAGCGGCUGGUGAAGAUCCUGCUGCUCGGCGCUGGCGAGAGCGGCAAGUCGACUUUCCUCAAACAAAUGCGGAUCAUCCACGGCCAGGACUUCGACCAUCAAGCCCAGGAGGAUUUCAGAGCCACAAUUUACAGCAAUGUUAUCAAAGGUAUACGUGUGUUGGUGGACGCCCGCGAGAAGCUGCACAUCCCGUGGGGUGACACUGACAACCAGAAGCAUGGAGACAGUGUGAUGGCAUUCGACACCCGGUCGGCCAAGAUGGCCAUCGGUCAGCUGGAGACGUCCGUCUUCUUGCGGUACUUGCCAGCCAUCAAAGCUCUGUGGGCCGACUCGGGUAUACAGUACGCCUAUGAUCGUCGAAGGGAGUUUCAGCUGGUAGGUGACACGCUGAUGUAGCUUUGCUGAAACUUAGCCAUGGUCUGCA
Molecule: messenger RNA, 993 nt
Organism: Notothenia coriiceps (black rockcod)
Lineage: Eukaryota; Metazoa; Chordata; Actinopteri; Perciformes; Nototheniidae
Product: guanine nucleotide-binding protein subunit alpha-13-like
Exons: 2
Coding region: 435-965 (176 amino acids)
Biological process (GO): Rho protein signal transduction; adenylate cyclase-activating G protein-coupled receptor signaling pathway
Cellular component (GO): brush border membrane; heterotrimeric G-protein complex; cytoplasm
Molecular function (GO): D5 dopamine receptor binding; guanyl nucleotide binding; G-protein beta/gamma-subunit complex binding
Source: RefSeq, a predicted model, not a curated record